CUAUUAACACGGUGCAGGUGCUGUGAAAUUUUAACGAGCACCGAAGAUGCAUGUGUAUUUAUGGACAGGAAGAUUUUAAAAAUUUACGUUUUGCAUACCAGCUACCUGUUGCAUCAGAGGUAAAAUUAAAAGAUUCAGGAGUGAACACCUACAGUGGACAGGCUAAUUUAAGUGUGUGUACGGUCAAGUCACCUAGACUACGGUUGCCAAAAUGAGUGACGGAUCCAAGAGACAAGGGAUGCUAGUCCAUUAACUUCUUCAUUUUUACCUCAAACCGUGUCUCUGAUCACGUUGGAGUGGAUGUGUAUCUUCUAUUGGAAAAUGCCUGGUUGAUCAAGUUGAAUUCAAACAUUAGCACGGAUCAGAUUGAACCAGUAUCCUGACAACAUGGUAAAGUUAACUGUCGAUUUGAUUGCUCGGAUGUCGAGCAGCACAAGGAAGAAGAGAGAGGAGAACCUUCAGCAGUAUCUGAAGAAGUUGACCCACUUAUCCUUUGCUGAGAAGAACAUUGAUGAAAUAGAUGACCUAUCGCAGUGUCGGAAUCUCUCUGUGCUGUAUCUCUAUGACAACAGCAUCGCUCAGAUUCCCAACCUGGGCUUUGCUGCCAAUUUGACUCAUCUUUAUCUACAAAACAACCAAAUCCGACAAAUCGAGAGGCUAUCACCACUUCAGAAACUUGCCAAACUGUACCUAGGGGGCAACUGUAUAACAGUAGUUGAAGGUUUUGAGAAACUUGAACAGUUGAAGGAACUGCACUUGGAACAUCAGAGAAUACCCAAGGGAGAAAAGCUGCUCUUUGACCCACGAUCUCUUGCCUCACUCUCGAUUUGUCUGCAAGUCUUAAAUGUCUCCGGCAACAAUUUAGAUGACAUCACAGACCUGCGCCUCCUUCAGAAACUCUCCCAGUUCCUAUGCAGUGAUAAUAAACUCCGAGAUCUCAAGACAUUGGGCAGCGUCUUGAGCUGCUGGCCACACCUCUGGAGGCUGGAACUGGCAGGAAAUCCAUUAAGUCAAAAAGCCAAAUAUAGGGACAGGGUCAUCGUAAUGAGUGGAACAUUGGCUGUCUUAGAUGGAAAAGAGAUUAACCAGACAGAGAAGGCUUUCCUGAUGAGUUGGAAAGAAGCAAGAGAAGCUAAGAGAAAACAACGAGAAGAGGUUGAGCAGAUGAGGCCAGAACUAGAUGGGAUGGCACCACCAUUACCUAUUGCUGGAUCAGGUAGGGAAUUACCCCCUGUCAUGCCACCCAAAAGCUCCAAAUCCAAGCAGAGUGGUCUGAAGAAUAUCUACAUCAUGCCUAGUAUGGUUGGAGGCAAGAAGAGAUUUGAGGCAGUCUUGGCUAAGUCUCAAAGUUUACCAAAUUCUGCCUCCAAGCUGAAGGGGGAUUCGACGGUGCCUGUCCGACAGAUUGUAGCACCAGGAGUACUGAAGAAAAGCCAUAGUGACUUGGAACGCUCAGCAAGAGCAAUGAUUCACGAGUCAAGGCAUUUCAGCUACCCAGAUGCAUCAGGUCUUGAUCUGGCCAACAGCAAAGUACAUCCUAGUAUGAAUGGAAAUCACAUAGUGCCUUCAAGCAUCUUGCUUUGAACAGGAGAGGCCUGUCUGCAUCAGGUUGUCAAGAUAUGCAACACCUGCCUGCAAGCCAUUGUAAGGAGGGACUGUUUGUGAAUGUGUGACGUUUGGCACAUUCUGAUUAAGGUGACUUUAAUCAAAAGAACGUAAUUGGAAAGUUUGAAUAUUUUCAAGUGCUGUGAGGAUUGCUCCACUUAAUGAGAAAAUUCCUUUCACAAAUUUGGAUUCCAGUUAUCUGGUGCCCAGUUUGAUGUCAUUUAGAAUUCUGAAUUCAUGUUGGAGGCAACACGCAGCUUUUCUGAGUUUCAGAAACUAGGUUUUUAAAGCAAUGUUGGGAAUAGGACCAAUAAAAUGAGAACAUUCAGAGCAGGCAGCAGGAUGUUUCUUCAAAUAGAAACUGGCUAUACUCUGUAUGAUAUAUGCAAUGCAGCCAUAUAUUUGGGCAUUGAAACAAUUCAGCCAGUGGUGAGUUCCCUAAUCCGUCCAAGUUAACAAAUUUAACACCGUUUGCCUUUUGCAAGGUUUUGUAUUCAGAGAAAUGCUUGAUGCAGAGGAAAUAUAUGAAAUAAUUCUGUGCAUUUUGUUAUUGAAGAAUUCAAUAAUUAAGCUUGUUUGAUUGUCAGAACUUUAAUGUGUGCCUUCUCAAGACGAUAUAUAUUUAUGUAUAUCUGUGACGUAAACAGCUUUUUUUAAUGAUGCAUCUGACAUUUUUAAAAUAAUUUCCAACAUUCUUCCUUCAUUUCGUGUUUGUAUGUGUUGAGAUUUUGCAACUUGCAAAGUUAACGGUCAACAGGAACAUUCUUCAACUUAUGAAACAUGCCAUUUGCCAUCUGCAAACAAGGCUAACAGUAUUGUCAAAAAAAGCAACAAACAAGGUGACAAACUAAAAUAGAUAAGAUGUUAUGAGAAACAUGAAUUUUUAUAAUUUGCUUUAAAUAAAAAGUGAAAUUUUAAAAUGUGUCAUAAGGCAGUACAAUGAUUAAAAAUUCAAGUACAUUUACGUUAUUCUCAGCAAAUACAAUUGUAUAAAAUUUACAACGUCAGUUUUGUUGUGAAUGCAAAUGAAGAUUUGAAUUCUGUUCAUUUUCCUCCAUGGAAUCUGGUCCUGAAAGAGCUUGUAAAAGCUCAACUGUCAAAAAUCAGUUUCCAGAAAACUACAUCUCUUGAGGGCUUGUUGAGAAUAAUUUUCAUAUUAAAUCCAAUAUGGCAGAUGUAUUUGUUGUGUAAAUGUUGCUAAAUGUUGCAUGAAAUAUAAAAGCCGUUUUGCAUGAACUACGCAAGUGUGUAACGACUUCUCUGCUCAAAUAUACUGGACCAAGGCCCAACUUUUUGGCCAUAAACCAAGUUCAUAAAACACUCAUAACACACCAGAAUUCAAAUAAAUCAACGGUGUCUACUUGCAAUUUUUGGAAGUAUUACAAGCAUUUAAGAGCCACUGGUAUGACGGGCAUUUCUUUAGUAUCAAAAGACAUGGAGAGUGUAAAGAAAGUCAAGCUAAAAGACUGCUGCUUUAAAAAUAGGAGCACAAGAAGUUUUCAUUGUUGAUGUAGAAAUUACAUCGCCGCACAGCGGCACUUUAAAAAAAUGGCACCAGUAGCUCCUGAGCUCUUAUGAUCAAAGAUAAACAAGCACAAUAGACGUUAACUUAUGUAAAAUGCUGGGUAAUUGAAAUUUUCUAUGGCAAGGAAAGAAAACCAUAAAGGUCAACCCUACUUAAGGUGGACGGAUAUCUUGUGUUUAAAAAGUACUGCAUGCCAUGCAAUGCAAUGCACAGUAUACUGGACUGAGCAUUGCAAAACCUUUUAUUUACAGGUUUGUUCGUCGUUGAUAUACAAGGUGUAAUAAAACAUUGCAAUAAAAAGA
Messenger RNA from Acanthaster planci (crown-of-thorns starfish), 3432 nucleotides. RefSeq names its product protein phosphatase 1 regulatory subunit 42 (gene ppp1r42). The record is from RefSeq and is a predicted model, not a curated record. Lineage: Eukaryota; Metazoa; Echinodermata; Asteroidea; Valvatida; Acanthasteridae. Gene Ontology annotation, molecular function: protein binding.